Molecule: messenger RNA, 2379 nt
Organism: Ectocarpus siliculosus
Lineage: Eukaryota; Phaeophyceae; Ectocarpales; Ectocarpaceae
Source: the annotation of a GenBank genome assembly
AUGGAGCAGGGGAGUGUGUCUGUCGGCGCGCGGAGGUCUGUGCGCGUGCCAACGGAAAGCCGAAGAGACGCCAGAUCAUCGAGAAGGAUUGCGGUCGGGGCGGGGGAUGGGACGGGGGGGGCGACGGAUGCGGACGAGGAGUCCUUCAACAGACAUUUCGCCUUGGAGACGCCACUGCAGCAGGCCGCGCGAACGUUGGAGUUCAUUCUGGAUAAAUACUCGCCAGAUCAAAGGACUCAAGAGAAGCUGGAAAUGGUGCUUAACAUCAUCAGCCAACCGGAGGACCUGAACAUGGUGACGAUCCAGAGCAUAAUGAACGCCGACCUAGACUCCUCCACUACCGAGUGGAUCGAGGCGCAACUGUCGGCGGGCUCGUCAUUGGGAGUGGCGAAUCCCACCGGGAUCGUGAAGUGGAACAGGCUCAGGGAGGGGCUGCAGGGCGUUGUCAAUCGGCUAGCGUCUGAGUUUUCGGAAGCGAAGAUGAACAUUAACGGGACGGACACGGGCAUGACGUCGCAGCAGCUAAAGCGGCAGCAUGAGGUUGGGCGGGCGUACAACAUGGAGAAGGCGGCGUCGGGGAGAUCGAGGCGACAAUCUGCCAACAUCAACGUCAGCCAGCUCAUGACCCUUCCUGGGGCGCGAAGUACCGGAGGGGCCAAGCCAGGGGCGGGCUCCAUUCUGUACGAGGUAGACGAAAGCAGCCAGAUGGACGAGGAAACGGAAGAUGAAGAACACGCCGAGCACGAGGCGCUUCUCGACUUGAUGCCGAUGUGGCCGGGAAUAGCACCGGAGGCGCAAAAGGCCCUGGUGGAUCACAUCACAUCCAGGCAUUUCUUGGACUGGGGGUUCGACGUCUUUAAGCUGGAGGAACUGUCGGGGGGGCAUGCGCUUUGGUACACGGGGACCCUAACGCUCUACCACUACAACUUCGUUGGCGUCUUCAGCGUCAACCCAGCGAACUUAUCACGGUUCUUGACCCACGUGGAACAGAACUAUUGCUACGACCCCGCGGCUCCCAACCCGUACCACACUUCCGUUCACGCCGCCGACGUCACGCUCACCGUGGCGCAUUUUUGCGAGAACUCGAUAAUCGCUUCGGGAAUCAAAGCGUUGCAAGGCUUUGCCUUGCUCGUCUCAGCGAUAGUGCACGACUACCGACACAGGGGAGUGAACAACGGCUACUUGAUAAAGGUCAAGGACGCCCUAGCCACAAGGUACAACGACGGUUCGGUGCUGGAGAACUUCCACAUCUCGGAGGCCUUCAAGGUGCUGUAUGACGAGGAGACCAACAUCCUGGACGGACUAAGCGCCGAUGACGCGAGACAUUUCCGGCAACUCGUCAUCAAGAUAAUCCUGGCAACCGAUCUCGCCCACGGGUUUGAGUACGUUGCUCGGUUUAAGGCGUCGACAACGUCGAAAGGGGGUAGGAGAGCUAGCAUCGUGCCCGACAUGGGGCGGGAGGGAACAUCGACACCGGGUUUGAUCGGGGCCCCGGGGAGCCCCGGGGGGAUGGUGGGCCCGCCGAAGGGGGGGGCAACGAAGGAUCCGCUCCAGGCACAGAUUCUGCUCAUGCAGAUGGUCAUAAAGGUGGCCGACGUGUCUCAUCCGAUGAAGCCAUGGGAUUUGCACGAGAGAUGGACAAGACUAAUUACCGAGGAGUUCCAUCGCCAAGGCGACCUAGAGGCGGAGAAAGGAGUGCCGGUAUCUCCGCUCUGCAGCCGCGAGGGGCACAACCAGGCCAAGAGCCAGUGCGACUUUGUCAACUUCGUCGUGAGGCCCUGCGCGACGGUGUUUUCCGAGUUCUGCAAGGACAGGAUUUGGGUCACGACGCUCGAGAGCAACUACCGAAGUCUCUAUUCUAUAGUCAGUCGGUGCUGGUUUCCUCGAAGAGGAAAUGCAACUCGAGCCCCCCCGGCAAAUUAAGAGUUUUGCGUGUGGGCGACGGUUGGUUCUGUACAUAGAGGCUGGGAGGAUUGCGUCAUCGAACAUCGCGAGAAGAGAACGUGCGACACGAUGAGUCAGUAUGUUUCAGGGAAGCGGGUUUACCGAGUGUUAUCUGCGUUGAAUAGCAUGUAGCCGCGGGGUUAAAUUGCUCGGAGAAUCUAGCAAGGUGUUGGUGAAAGUACCUCGCAUGUGCGGCGAGAGAGGAGUAGAAGGCGUGUGAGAGAAAGAAAUGGAGGCGCGCCAGGCAAGCGUCCAGUGGAAAACUACAGCACAGCUUUUGAUGUCCGCUUUUAUAUUUUUGUUCAGUUUUCGUUGCCGUUUGUCCGGGUGAUGGGUGCGUAGCACCUGCUCAAUAGCCAUUAGUGUUGGCACCCGCUCAAAUUUCAACCGUAUUCGUUUUUUACAGUUGUUGAUAAUGCAGUUGCUUUCAUCGAC